Molecule: messenger RNA, 3913 nt
Organism: Callithrix jacchus (white-tufted-ear marmoset)
Lineage: Eukaryota; Metazoa; Chordata; Mammalia; Primates; Cebidae
Product: DNA dC->dU-editing enzyme APOBEC-3G
Biological process (GO): DNA cytosine deamination; defense response to virus; negative regulation of single stranded viral RNA replication via double stranded DNA intermediate
Cellular component (GO): P-body; cytoplasm; nucleus
Molecular function (GO): cytidine deaminase activity; zinc ion binding; RNA binding
Source: RefSeq, a predicted model, not a curated record
UUCCUGGUGUGUAGCCUGGCAAGCACCCACUUCCUGCCUUUCUGGGUUUACACAGCCCUGCACUCAGGCACUCGCGUGUUGAUUCAUUUGUCCCGGGUUUUCCACAGCUUUCUCUAAAUUGGACAAAGAUCCAGCAUCCAGAGGAGGAGAGGACACCUCCAUGCCCCAGUCCCAAAGCUCUGUCGACUUUGCCUUUGGACACCCGCCCAGGAGGCUGUGUCCAACCUGGAGAUCCUAAAGAGCAGAAACACAGUUGUGCAAAUGGAUCCAGACACAUUCUUCAAAGACUUUUAUAAUAGACCCAUCCUUUCUGAUCGGAACACCGUCUGGCUGUGCUACGAAGUGAAAAUGAAAACAAACGACCGCUCAAGUUCCCCUUUGGUUGCAAACAUCUUUGAAGGCAAGGUCUAUUUGAAGCCUCAACACCACGCAGAGAUGAGAUUCCUCCAUUGGUUCCGAAAGUGGAAGCUGUAUAGUGACCAGGAGUACGAGGUCACCUGGUUUGUGUCCUGGAGCCCCUGCCCAGUGUGUGCAAGGAAUGUGGCUGAGUUCCUGGCCAGGGACGGGAAGGUCACCCUGACCAUCUUCGUGGCCCGCCUCUACUACUUCUGGGACCCACAUUACCAGAAGGAGCUUCGCAGACUGUGUCAGAAAAAAAAGAAUCCUCAUGCCACCAUGAAGAUCAUGAGUUAUGGUGAAUUUCAACACUGUUGGGACAAUUUCGUAAAAAACCAAAGAGAGCCAUUCAGGCCUUGGAAUGCGCUGCCUAAGCAUUAUAAGUUACUGCUCAUCACCCUGGGGGAGGUUCUCAGACACCUGAUGGAUCCAGGCACAUUCACUUACAACUUUACCAAUGACCCUUUGGUCCUUGGACGGCACCAGACCUACCUGUGUUACGAGGUAGAGCACCUGCACAGUGGCACCUGGGUCCCGCUGCACCAGCACAGGGGCUUCAUACUCAACGAGGCUUCAAAUAGUCUCAGUUUCCCUGAAGGCCGCCAUGCAGAGCUGUGCCUCCUGGAUCUGAUUUUGUUUUGGAAGCUGGACCCGGCCCAGCGCUACAGGGUCACCUGCUUCAUCUCCUGGAGCCCCUGCUUCUGCUGUGCCGAGAAGGUGGCUGAAUUCCUUCAAGAGAACCCACACGUGAACCUGCGCAUCUUCGCUGCCCGCAUUUAUGAUUAUUGCCCAGGACAUGAGGAGGGGCUGCGCAGGCUGGACAGAGCUGGGGCCCCAAUUUCCAUGAUGAAAUACAGUGAGUUUAGUCACUGCUGGGACACCUUUGUGGAUCACCGCAGACGCCGCUUCAAACCCUGGGAGGACCUAAAUGAGCACAGCCAAGCCCUGAGUGGGAGGCUGCAGGCCAUUCUCCAGAGAAACUGAUGGAUGAGCCUUAGUCUCUAAGGAAGGCAGAGACCUGGGCUGAGCAUCGGAAUAAAAGAUCUUCCAAGAAAUACAACCAGGCCGUUCACCGCCAUCUCCAGCUGAUCACAGACGCCAGCAAAGCAAUUCGCUCCUGACAAGUAGAUUAUUUUAAAAAUUAGAGCGAAUUACUUUUAAUAAAAAAUGUAUGUGAUAUUUCAAGAAUACAGUAGUGAGAUUGUGCUCAAUACUCUCAGAAAGGUUUCAAACCUACUCAUCCAGUGACAAUUUGAAUUGGCUUUAUAUGUAGAGGAAUAAAAUGAAAUACUAUUUUUUUUUUUUUUUUUUGAGACAGUGUCUCACUUUGUCACCCAGGCUGGAAUGCAAUGGCAUGAUCUCAGCUCACUGCAACUUCUGCCUCCCAGGUUCAAGCGAUUCUCUGGCCUCAGCCUCCCGAGUAGCUAGGACUACAGGCACAUGUCACCAUGCCUGGCUAAUUUUUGCAUUUUAGUAGAGAUGGCGUUUCACCUUGUUGGCCAUGAUGGUCUCGAUUUCCUGACCUCAUGAUCUGCCCGCCUCGGCCUCCCAAAGUGCUGGGAUUACAGGUAUGAGCCACCACGCCCGGCCUAAAUCCACCCUUUAUAAGGACAUCAGACAUAUUGAAUUAGGAACCACCCCAAUGACCUCAUCCACCAUGCCUGGCCUUUCUUUCUUCUUUUUUUUUUUUUUUUUUUGAGACGGAGUUUCGCUCUUGUUACCCAGGCUGGAGUGCAAUGGUGCGAUCUCGGCUCACCGCAACCUCCGCCUCCUGGGUUCAGGCAAUUCUCCUGCCUCAGCCUCCUGAGUUGGGAUUAUGGGCAUGCGCCACCAUGCCCAGCUAAUUUUUUUAUUUUUUAUUUUCAGUAGAGACGGGGUUUCACCACGUUGACCAGGAUGGUCUCCAUCUCUUGACCUCGUGAUCCACCCACCUCAGACUCCCAAGGUGCUGGGAUUACAGGCAUGAGCCACCGCGCCCAGCCAUGGCCUUUCUUAUAUUGGAGACUUAUGUAUGUAAAAGCUAAGCUAUGUCUACAUGAGGGCGAGCUGACAGUGUGACAAGAUUUAUUACUUUGUUGAUACAAAGAAAGUUAUCCAGGGCCAGGCGUGGUGACUCAUGCCUGUAAUCCCAGCACUGUGGGAGGCCAAGGUGGGUCAAUCACCUGAGGUCAGGAGUUUGAGACCAACCUGGCCAACAUGGUGAAACCCCAUCUCUACUAAAAUACAAACAUUAGCUGGGAAUGGUGGCAGGUGCCUGUAAUCCCAACUACUCGAGAGGCUGAGGCAGGAGAAUUGCUUGAACCUGGGAGGCAGAGGUUUUAGUGAGCCGAGAUUGAGCCACUGCCCUUCAGCCUGAUCUAGGGAAUUUAGUUUGACAUCAAGUACACGAAAGCACAAUAAAUGCACUGAUGGGAAGCGAAGUACGUGCUUACCAGGGAGGAUGAUCGCUUUCUCCAAAUGAGGGUGAAAUCACCUCUUUUAAACUUGUCGAGGUGCAAACCUCACAGCCCAGGUCAACAGGAGGAAAAUAACACUCCUAGGCCGGGUGUGGUGGCUCUGCACUUUGGGAAGCUGAGGCUGGUGAAUCACAAGGUCAGGAGUUCAAGACCAGCCUGGCCAAUAUGGUGAAAUCCUGUCUCUACUAAAAAUAUAAAAAUUAGCCAGGCAUGGUGGCAGGUGCCUGUGAUCCCAGCUACUCCAGAGGCUGAGUCAGGAGAAUUACUGGAACCCGGGAGGCAGAGGUUACAGUGAGCCAAGGUCACACCACUUUACUCCAGCCUUGGUGACAGGGUGAGACUCUGUCAAAAACAAAACAAAACAGAAAAACCCUCCUCCUAACAGGAAAUCUUCCAAACAGAAGGGGGAAAGACCUCUCCCAACCUUAUCCAAAAUAAAACAGAAUGCAAACCCAAUUCUGGAGUUUUGUUCAAGAAAGAUCUACCAGGGGGCUGAGGGGUUACCAGUGUGGAUUCCUCCCACCAUAGUUCUGUGGGCUGGCGAUUCCUCUGGAGGGUCCCACUUCUGGCAUCAUGUAUGUCAAAGGCAAAACCGUGGAGAGGAAUCUCUAAAUCGAAUGUUUCAUUUCUGUGGGAAGUAGACAAGUUCAUUUUUAAAGUUUCCCUUCCUGUUGAAAAAUAAGUGUGCUGAUAACUCUUUGUUAAGCCGUACCCUAUGUAGCUGUUAGACAUGCCAUGCUGACAGGCACGUAGUACAUUCUACGUCCUGGCACUUUAACCAGGAUAUCUGUGCCGGAAGUGCUUGCUCACAGGCAUGUCCCGCCUCUCCAUUGCUUUUACCUGUUUGGAAAAGUUUUAAGUUAUUAGCCAACUGGGUUUUAGUUUAGAUUGUGAGGUCUGGCUCCAGCCAAUGGAGAUCAGACACAGCAGUAAGGAUGACCCCAAAUGCUUAAAAAAAAAAAAAAUUAUAUGUUUUCCUUUGUUCGUUGUACUCUCAUGGCAAGAUGGCUAGUGAGAGUACCCUUUCUGCAGUCCAGGAAGUAAAAUUGCGUUGCUGAACA